CAUGCCCAUUUUGUCCAUUUCGACAAUCAUCUUAUCUGAGCUGUAUGAAAUGACAGAAAAUGAAGAAUGGAUUCCAGACUGAGGCCUUAGAAGAGAUAAUGUCCCCCACAGACUACACUACCCAGGGUGCACCAGCCCUUGCGGAAGUUGGCUCCGAUUGGCUGACCUGACCCCGCCCCUGCUACUCCCGUCCGGUUACUGUUUUACUGCAGAGAGAGGAGCUGAAUCUGAUACCAAGAAGAGCAAACAACCUCAGAGCUGUCAGAAGACAACACCAUGGCUACACACGCUGCUAGCAUGUGCUGCCGCUUGUUUGACAGACAGCCCUGUUUAACGCAAGUCAGGAAACUGUUGGUCCGGUGCGUUAACGGGAACAUCCAGCGGCUGUAUUCCGGUGCUACGCAGAAAGAAAACCAGCUUGAACUUGGAGACUCGACUUCAUCUGCUGCCAACUUCACCUCACCUCUGAAAACCAGGUCAACACAGGAGACGCUCAGGGAUGACAGCAUACUACCCUUUUCAGCGUUCUUGACUGACAACUUUGGACGAAGACACAGCUACCUGCGCAUCUCUCUGACUGAGAAAUGCAACCUGCGCUGUCAGUACUGCAUGCCCGAGGAGGGCGUGAAGCUCACACCGCGGGGCCAGCUGCUGUCCACCUCGGAGAUACUGACCGUGGCUCGGCUCUUCGUCCACGAGGGGGUGGAAAAGAUCCGCCUCACCGGAGGAGAGCCCCUCAUCAGACCUGACGUGCUGAAUAUCAUCGAAGAACUGAGGAAGCUGGAGGGCCUGAAAACCAUCGCAGUGACAACCAACGGCAUGAACUUGGCUCGGCUUCUGCCCAAGCUGAAAGAUGCUGGCCUUGACCUGAUUAACAUCAGCCUGGAUACACUGGUCCCUGCCAAAUUUGAGUUCAUUGUCAGGCGGAAAGGGUUCCACAAGGUCAUGGAGGGCAUUGAUAAGGCCAUUGAAAUGGGCUACAACCCUGUAAAGGUUAACUGUGUGGUCAUGCGAGGCCUCAACGAGGAUGAGCUGCUAGAUUUCGUGGCGCUGACGGAGAAGAAGCCUCUAGAGGUGCGCUUCAUUGAAUACAUGCCCUUCGAUGGCAACAAGUGGAACUUUAAGAAGAUGGUGAGUUACCAGGAGAUGCUGGACCACAUCAAGCAGCAGUGGCCCAACCUGGAAAUGCUUCAAACUGGAGGCACGGAAACUGCCAAGAUAUUUAAAGUGCCAGGCUUCAAAGGCCAGAUGGGCUUCAUCACCUCCAUGUCUGAACAUUUCUGCGGCUCCUGCAACCGCUUGCGUAUCACUGCAGAUGGCAGCCUCAAGGUAUGCUUGUUUGGGAACUCUGAGGUGUCUCUGAGAGAUGUCUUGCGCUCCGGAGCAUCGGAUGAAGAGCUACUGCAAAUCAUCGGAGGUGCUGUGGGCAGGAAGAAGAAACAACAUGCAGGAAUGUUUACCAUCUCCAAGAUGAAGAACAGACCUAUGAUCCUCAUUGGCGCCACAUCCCGCAGGCCUUCGUCUCUGCCGAAUUCACAAGACGGCCAGAGAGCUUUCCCCAUUGUUUCCCAUCAUACAAACGACACAUCCCUCUCUCCAGCGGCGGCUCCUCACGCGUGCCGCUCAGGCAGCAGCAGCAGGAGAGUCCUGAACAGAGAGUUUUUGUGCCUUCCAGACUGCACUGCUUCAACACAGGCAGCCCAUGUUUGCUGCUCUAGGACCUUAAAGAGUGGAGGUACCCAUGUUCGGUCACAUAUCAACAAUGAAGAAGAACCUAAUGCGACGGACAGCCUCCACCGCGCAGCACCCCUUCACUCCUCUGAGUUCGGUCUCACUCUCCUCAGUCGUCACACUGAGACUGAAAGUUUUACUGCACGCACAAACGCCAUGAGCUACAUUAAUGAAGACUGUCUCAGGUACGCACAAGCCAGGGGUCCUAACGCUUUAAAGAGACACUUACUCAGGAUCCCUGGAACAUCUCUUUUUUGCACACAACUAAUGAAUGCCAAAAUAACUCACAAUGUCAGACUGUGCCACAAUCAAAGUUCCAGCGAAGACCCCAGCGUCAAACAAUCCGUUACUGGUCAAACACAGUCGGGCACAAAUGUCAACAACACUGAAGCCAAGCUGACGCAUACGGACGCCCAGGGCCGAGCCACCAUGGUGGACGUUGGCGGGAAAGCCCUCACACGUCGGACAGCCGCCGCCCGCGCCACCGUCAUCCUGGGCCCCGCCGCCUUCCGGCUGCUCCGGGAUAACCAGCUGGCUAAGGGCGACGCCUUGGCCGUGGCGCAGCUCUCCGGCAUCAUGGCUUCCAAGCAGACCUCGGCCCUCAUCCCGCUCUGCCACCCGCUCCCCUUAGACCACGCCUCUAUCGCCUUCGAGCUCGACGAGCAGCAGAACGCCGCGGUCAUCACGGCCACGUGUCGUACCACAGGCAGGACGGGAGUCGAGAUGGAGGCUUUGACGGCCGUUUCCGUCGCCGCGCUGACCAUCUAUGACAUGUGCAAGGCGGUGAGCCACGACAUCGUCAUUACAGAUGUAAAACUGGUCAGCAAGACGGGCGGAAAGAGGGACUUUCAUCGGCAUCCAUCACCUCCUCCCUCACCAUUAAAUCCAACCCAGGACAACUGAGAAUGAAUUGUAAGCAUCAUGAAGACCACCAGUUUUCAACAGAAUUGUCAUAUUUUUCUACAAACUGAAAUUUAUGCCAUCAGAAUGACAUCAAAUCUACACAUGAAGCCCCUUCCUGUCAGCUUUUUUUGUUAACGUUCUUUCUCAAACAGAGAACGGGGGUGUGGUUGAUAGUCGGAUGUAAUUCAUUACCAUGGCAACCAGAUUGCAUCGUUUUUCAACCCAGUCUAGAUGAAAUCGGCUUCGAUGAAUUUACUGUUUAUCAGACCACAAAUUAGACAAGAAUUAGCGCAACACACCGACUCU
Messenger RNA from Sebastes umbrosus (honeycomb rockfish), 2940 nucleotides. RefSeq names its product molybdenum cofactor synthesis 1 (gene mocs1). The record is from RefSeq and is a predicted model, not a curated record. The coding region runs from base 277 to 2634 and encodes 785 amino acids. The transcript has 12 exons. Gene Ontology annotation, molecular function: 4 iron, 4 sulfur cluster binding; metal ion binding; GTP 3',8'-cyclase activity. Gene Ontology annotation, biological process: Mo-molybdopterin cofactor biosynthetic process. Lineage: Eukaryota; Metazoa; Chordata; Actinopteri; Perciformes; Sebastidae.